Molecule: messenger RNA, 2493 nt
Organism: Morus notabilis
Lineage: Eukaryota; Viridiplantae; Streptophyta; Magnoliopsida; Rosales; Moraceae
Product: 9-cis-epoxycarotenoid dioxygenase NCED1, chloroplastic
Exons: 1
Coding region: 324-2141 (605 amino acids)
Biological process (GO): carotene catabolic process
Cellular component (GO): chloroplast stroma
Molecular function (GO): carotenoid dioxygenase activity
Source: RefSeq, a predicted model, not a curated record
UAUAUCCCCCCACUCUCUCCUCAAAUCUACCCUCUCACACACAUUCAUUUGCUGAACUUAUUCCAUUACUAGUGUCACUCUCACUCCUCUCUCUGUCUAUUCUUUUCCUCCAACAAAAAAAAAAAAAAAAAAAAAAAACCCCACCAAGCCAAUCAAUAAAGGGCCAUCACAAUCUGUACAAUAAGGCAAAGUCACAAAAACCACCAUUAAUUUCAACAAUCUCAAUUUCCCACAGCCCCCUUGUUCACAAGCCAAUCAAAAGAAGCCUCUCUAAAAUCACUACCAAUUCUACUACUACAAAUUAGUGCUAAAACAGAUUUCCCAUGGCUUCAUCAACUUCUACCAACACUUGGGUUAAUUCCCAAAUCCUUCCUUCAAGUUCAAGCACAAGAACUAAUAAUUCUGCAAAUACAAGAAGGACCAAUUACAUAACUUGCUCUCUUCAAACCCCUUCUCUUGUAAGAAUUCCCAAACACACCACUACCACUCCGACUUACCAAGCCCCCACAACCAUUAAUCCAAUCCCCAAAAUCAAGACCCCAAAAGACAAUUCUUCUAAGAAUACUAUUUCUCUGCCAAACCAACAAUGGAACCUCCUUCAGAGAGCCGCCGCAGCAGCGCUGGACGCGGCAGAAACCGCCUUGGUAGCCCAAGAGCGCCGCCACCCGCUUCCAAAAACUGCCGACCCUCGAGUCCAAAUUGCCGGAAACUUUGCUCCGGUGCCGGAGCAGCCGGUCCAGCACUCACUUCCUGUGACCGGGAAAGUCCCGAAUUGCAUUGAGGGAGUCUACGUCAGAAACGGCGCCAACCCCCAUUAUGAGCCGGUCGCCGGCCACCACUUCUUUGACGGUGACGGCAUGGUCCACGCCGUCAAAUUCAAUAACGGCGCCGCCAGCUACGCCUGUCGGUUCACCGAGACUAAGCGGCUCGUCCAGGAGCGGGCCCUUGGUCGACCGGUCUUCCCGAAGGCAAUCGGCGAGCUACACGGCCAUUCCGGCAUCGCCAGGCUCCUCCUCUUCUACGCCCGUGGACUCUUCGGCCUCGUCGAUGCCAGCCACGGCAUGGGCGUCGCCAACGCCGGCCUCGUCUACUUCAACCGCCGCCUCCUCGCUAUGUCAGAAGACGACUUGCCUUACCACGUGAGGGUGACUCCCGCCGGAGAUUUAAAAACGGUCGACCGGUUCGACUUCAACGGUCAGCUCAAGUCCGCCAUGAUCGCCCAUCCAAAGCUCGAUCCUGUCUCCGGCGAGCUCUUCGCUUUGAGCUACGACGUCAUAAAGAAGCCUUACCUCAAAUACUUCAAAUUCUCCACCGACGGGAAGAAAUCCGACGACGUCGAAAUCCCUAUCGAUCAGCCGACUAUGAUGCACGAUUUCGCCAUCACUGAAAACUUUGUCGUCAUCCCCGAUCAGCAGGUCGUGUUCAAAUUGCCGGAGAUGAUCCGUGGAGGCUCUCCGGUGGUUUACGACAAGAACAAGACCUCAAGAUUCGGGGUCUUAGACAAGAAUGCAAAGGGUGAAAAGGAUAUUAAGUGGAUCGAAGCUCCGGAUUGCUUCUGCUUCCACUUAUGGAAUGCUUGGGAGGAGCCCGAGAGCGACGAGAUCGUCGUGAUCGGAUCCUGCAUGACGCCGGCGGACUCCAUUUUCAACGAAUGUGAAGAGAGCUUAAAAAGCGUCUUGUCGGAAAUCAGGCUAAAUCUCAAAACCGGCAAGUCGACUCGGCGACCCAUCAUUACCGAUUCGGAACAGGUGAACUUGGAAGCCGGGAUGGUGAACCGUAACCAGCUAGGUCGGAAAACCCGGUUCGCGUACCUUGCGCUGGCUGAGCCGUGGCCGAAAGUCUCCGGUUUUGCUAAAGUGGACUUGUUUACUGGCCAAGUGACCAAGUACUUGUAUGGGGAUCAACGCUUUGGCGGUGAGCCUCUGUUUUUGCCUAGAGAGUCUGAUAUUAACUUUAGCUCGGAAGAAGACGAUGGAUAUAUUCUGGCGUUUGUUCAUGACGAGAAGGAAUGGAAAUCACAGCUUCAAAUCAUUAACGCCAUGAACAUGAAGCUCGAAGCUUCCAUAGACCUUCCCUCAAGAGUCCCAUACGGUUUUCACGGUACUUUUAUAAGCUCCAAGGAUUUGGAGAAGCAGAUGUGAAGGUGAUCGCAGUAUAUAUAUACAGUUUCUUAGUUAUAAUGGGUCUGCGGGGUUUGUAGAUUUGGGUUUGGGCAGACUUUUCAGAAGAGAAAUACCAGAGGGAUGGUGAUGUAUUACGUCCCCGGAAUCUCCUCUGCUUUCUUAUUUUUUGUUGUCGUUUUAGUUUGUUUGUUGUCGUUUGUUGUAGUAGAGUGAGAGGUUUUAGAGAGCCAGCUUGUAGCUUUUCGGGUACGUAGGUAUUGGAGCUCAGCUGGUUUCUGCUUAUUUUUUCACUUCAUAAUUAUACGUACAUGUUUGUGUAUAAAGAAAAGGAAAGGGAAGUUAUUAUAUGAAUGUAGAGAGCUUUAUUUUC